GCAAGCGGUCGCACACCUCCACUUCUUCACCCCCGAAGUGUGUCUGAGACUGUAGCAGACAUGGUGGAGGUAUUCGUCGGGCGUACUCUGCUGAAUAAAGACGGGGAUUUCGUGGACCCCGAAGAGGCGCUGAGGAACAAAGUGGUGGGAAUAUACUUCUCUGCGGGCUGGUGUCCGCCCUGCAGAGACUUCACGCCCAUCCUGUGCGAUUUCUACACGGACCUGGUGGAGGAAAGUGAACCUCCUGCCCAGUUUGAAAUAGUUUUUGUCUCCUCGGACAAGUCGACAGAUGACAUGGUUGAAUAUUACCACGACAUGCACGGAGACUGGCUGGCUCUGCCCUGGACGGAUGAUUACAAACACGAGUUGAAGCAGCGCUACAAGAUCACAGCGGUGCCCAAACUGGUGAUCGUGAAGGAGAACGGCGAAGUGAUCACCGACAAGGGCAGGAAGCAGAUCAGAGAGCGGGGCCUGGCCUGCUUCAGGUCCUGGCUGGACGCUGCGGAGAUCUUUCAGAACUUCAAGGGUUAGGCGACGACACGAACGUGGAAGAGGAGGGGGGGAAAAAAAACGUCAGCCGAUCUUCACUCGAAGGCCCGCCGCCGCCGCCGCCGCAGCCACAUUAGAGAGCCGAAGAAAACCAAAUAUUUCACUUUGGGUUUGUCGUUCCCGGCCGUAGGGUUAACGUAGCCGAGGGGAUUUGAAGCAUUUGAAAGAGCAAAUCAUAUUUCUUUGCACAGAAUGAAUUAGUUUCCCUGUGUUCCGGUCUAAUCCUGGAUGUUUUGUUAACUUCUUAAACACUCAAAUGAAGCAAUCUGAGACUCAAACAUUGGUUGAUUUGCUCCUGUGAUGCUUUGAUGAUUGUUUUUUUUUAAAAUAGAUGUUGAUACAUUUUAUACCAAAGGAGUUGGGGGGGGGAAAAAAAUCAACAUGCUAGUCGCUGACUUAUAGCAAACAUGCUAUGCAAUGGUGAGAACGCUCUGCUUUAGAGAAAUUGUACGAGUGCAUUAAAACAGAGUAACCUUGCCCUCAUUUGAUAGAUGAUUUCCAGAGAGCUUGUAAAGCACUCUUGCUUUUGUACUUUUAAAGUCUGUACUUGUAGUUCUACUCCGAGCUGCCUGUUUAUUUUUGUAUCUUCUUUUUUAUGAGUUGUUAAGGCGGAUAUUAUUAAAAGAAAAAUCCAA
Messenger RNA from Labrus mixtus (cuckoo wrasse), 1184 nucleotides. It is a transcript of the gene nxnl2, whose product is annotated as nucleoredoxin like 2. Lineage: Eukaryota; Metazoa; Chordata; Actinopteri; Labriformes; Labridae. The record is from RefSeq and is a predicted model, not a curated record. The transcript is spliced from 2 exons. The coding region runs from base 61 to 531 and encodes 156 amino acids. Gene Ontology annotation, biological process: photoreceptor cell maintenance; sensory perception.